AGCUAUUAAUAAAAUAAUGCCUGAUGUCCUUACUAGUGCGAGUCCAGAUAUAGAAGAGAAUGCAAAAAGAAGAUGACAAAUAUUUUGUUGUUGUGUCAUACAUCAUAUGUCAACUGUCAGUAUCUAACCUUUUUACAAAUAGUUGAAAUAAUUAACAUUGUUUAUUUCUUAUAAAAAUAAAAUAUGGAACGAAACGGAGGCUUUCGUCCAAAAAAUAACAGUUCGUUUUCACCUAGAGGCAGAGGUAACGACUUUCGAAAACCGUGGCGUCCGAAUUUUAAUUCUAACCAGCAUAAUGCAGGCGGCAACUCUUGGUUUCAAAACAACCAACAAUCGAUGCAGAAUCCUAAUCAAUGGGACAACCAAAGUAACAGUAAUAGCGGCGCCGGUUGGGGAAAUAAUGCAUAUUCAAACGAAGGUAAUUGGAAUCAACCUACAAACCAAGCCUGGCCCAACCAAAAUUCAAAUGAUCAGGGGUAUUGGAAACAAGUUUCGAGUAGUAAUAACCAGCCAGCUUGGGAAUCAGGCUCAUGGCAGCAGUAUAAUAAUCCAAAUAGGGAUAGAAGGACACCUUAUGAUCGACCUGAUAGAGGUAGACCAAACAGACCCAAUAGAGGAGGUCGACCUCAAUUUAACUACGAGCCAAGGAGAGGGAGGGAUCGUGAACCAUCUCCCGAAAUUGAACCGGACCCAGUUCCUUUGACACCAUUAGAGGCUAAAAUUGAAAGACUCAUAACAGCUGUCCAAAGUCAACCCGAUAAUUUAGGACAACUCAUACUAUUACAGAAUAAUAACGAAAUUCCUCCUGUAUUACUCAAUAAUGCAGCACAUCAAGUAAAAAACUGCACCUUAACAAUUGACAGAAAUGAGUCUACUGGUUAUUCAAAAUUAAGAAUAAAUAACACUGUUAUUGCUGAAGGUAUGUACUCCUCCAAAAAAGAUGCAAAAGAAGCUUUAUAUGAAAUGGGUUUAGACAUAAUGAGAGGCAAAUGCUUUUAUAUAACCUCAAAAUCUCAUUAUGAAGAAGUUUCCAUGACUGAUCUGAGUAAUCAGAAAAAAGAAGAGGAAUCUGAAAACCCCAUGGAUGGAAAUAGUAAGGCUUUGCAGAUGAUGUUAAAAAUGGGUUGGGGUGGCAAAGGUCUUGGCAAUAAGGAACAAGGAGAACAAAAAAGUGUUGCAGAAAAAAUUGUUGAAAACAUUUCUCGCGAAGGUUUAGGAGGUGGUGGAAAAACGGUAAUGCAAGAAGUUGAUAAAAUUUUAGCAGAUUAUGCCAAAUCGACGAAAACAACUACUUUAGGAUUUGAUUCUGGAUUUACAAAAGAAGAAAGAGCACAAAUACAUUCUAUAGCAGCUAAAUACCAUUUGAAAUCCAAGAGUGAGGGAGGUUUUAAUAGCAGGAGAAUAACAAUUAGUAAAAAGAUGAGUAAGUGGGUAUUGGUUAGAGAAUUACUAAGUGUAGGACUGGAAAAUGAAUCCUAUAUUUUGACAAUUCCAGAUGAAUUUAAGGAUCUAUGGCCUGAGGAUGAACCAGAUGAACCUGAUGAACAAGUGUAAAAUAAAUGUUUUAGUGUAUUAAUAUAAGAAUAAUUAUGAAAUGAACGUGUACAAAAAUAAAUGUUUCUAAAAGGUUAAUCUGAUAAAUUUUGGUAUACAUUGAGACAGGUGGCAAGUAUUUUGAUUUUACUAUUUGUUCCAUUACAUUAUAAAAAUCCAUGAUGCAAUUACUUUUUAUAUAAACUUAAUUUAUUUCUAAGUAAAACUUCAACUUUAUUACUUUGCCUUUGCUCUAGUAAUAUUAGAUGGAAAAAGAAUUACAGAAAAGCUGUACAACAUAAGGUAUGUUGAUUUCAGGAUUCAUAUACAAAUUGUAUUUCUUUGGUAAUUAGAUAUAUAGGAAAUCAUUGAAUGAUAAAAAUAUCUUAUUUUGUGUGUGAAUUAUCUUCAUUUGCCUAGAGAUAUUAAGGUCCUAUAUUUUAGAAUUAAAAGAGACAAGGUUUAUAAAACAAUAAUAAAUUGUAAAUGUAUAGUCUAAGUUGUAUAACUAUGUGUUAAUUUAACAUUAAAAAAUAUUAAGAAAGUGACCUCAAAAAUUAAUAAAUAUCAAUUCGAUGAAAUCUGGUUCUUCUGUAAAAUGUUGAAUCAAAUUUGGUGUAUUUGAUUUAGAGCGAAAAAGCACAUACUUUUGUUGUAUUUUAUAGUUUUUUAAUUGGACUAUUUCAAAAAAUUUUUAAUGCUAUUGCUAAUUAUGUUAGUUAUACAGAUGAAUAUACCAACUGGCAAUUCCCCACAUCCUAAAAAUAGGAAGCUUUUUAUUAUUUGAUCCAUAUUUUAAAAAAUUACUAGUGUUGCCAAUUUUUUAAAUUAAAUUGUACCAGAUAAUUUAUAAAAUUUCAUAAAAUGUAUAGUUUGAAACAAUCCAAAUGUAACACAUCUCAACAAAUGUCAAAAAUAGGUCAGUUAUUAAAUAAUCAUUGGUAUCAAAAACAACUAAAAACAAUUUAACAUCCAAAAUUAUCUACUGAUAAGAUUAGAUAUAAUUGAAUUUAAAAAAAUUGGCAAAUUUGUUGGUUUGGUAAUUUUUUUUAAAU
Molecule: messenger RNA, 2588 nt
Organism: Psylliodes chrysocephalus
Lineage: Eukaryota; Metazoa; Arthropoda; Insecta; Coleoptera; Chrysomelidae
Source: the annotation of a GenBank genome assembly